Loa loa (African eye worm) is the source of this 1714-nucleotide messenger RNA. RefSeq lists its product as hypothetical. The record is from RefSeq and is a predicted model, not a curated record. Lineage: Eukaryota; Metazoa; Nematoda; Chromadorea; Rhabditida; Onchocercidae. The transcript has 12 exons. The coding region runs from base 1 to 1701 and encodes 566 amino acids.
AUGAGUAAAAAUAGCGACUUAGAUCAAUUAGCGCGAUUGAAUGAGAAACUUUUGGAACGAUCUAAAGGAAGGCGAACAGAUUACAGGCUUGUUGAUUCAGAAAUUAUUAAAACUGCACCUGAACCAGUUCCAGUUAUUGUUAAGGAGCAAAUACGUGAUAUGCUGGAAUCGCGGAUUUCCAAUGAUACAUCAGUUAAUUCAACUAUUCCACAACAAGAUCGAUCGGGUUAUGUUACGGAUGCUUCAUCAGCUACUUGGCAAUUCUCAUCCCAUUCAUUUUCACCUCGUUCUGUUGUUUCGGUAAAUGGUGGUGCCAAAGAUGGUUUGCUCAAAGUGCGUACCGAUUUAUCCCCCGGUCUUUGGCGUACCCUUUCCCGCUCCAAUGCUGCUGUGCAAACUGCGCACAUUGAGAGUGAGAAACAACAUUGGCCCCAUAUGCCGGCACGUUUGGGCCCCGUAACGGAUUCAGCGCAAUCCACGAUGACCCGUGAAUUCAACGAGAAUUACGAGAGAAACAUUGAACGUUAUGCUUCAUUACCGACAUUGGACAGUGAAACACGUGGAACAUUGAUUAAGAUUAAGGAUGAUAAGCCUCGAGGUAUCAUGAAGCGUCGUGAUCUGGAAACUAAAGAUCAAAUGAUGUAUGCAACAGAAGAACCACGACAGGUAGCUCGAACUGAUCAUUGGGAGGAACGACGAAUUGCUUCAGCAAAGCCAAAAGUAACAGAAACAGUACAAAGAGUGGAAGAGCAUAAAAGAAUUGAAGAAAUUGAAAGACGCGUUCAACGAAAAGAAAAGAAAGAGAAGAAGCAUCGUAGUUCACAUCGAAAUUAUCAUCAUCAACAUCAUCAUCGGGGCGGUAAUCGUGAAGCUUAUGCGGCUUAUAAUGGGUAUAGUGAUGAAGGUUAUCGUAGCAAUUCAUUGUCACGACAGAACGGUUAUUUACCAGGACAUGAAAGUUAUAUGCGAUCUGUAACGACACGUCGUGAAAAGGAUGGGCGUUAUUACGAUGAUGGACGUCUGAUAACAAAUGGAAGUCUUUCUAAUGGACGUUAUGGUUCUUCGUUAUCUGAUAGCUUAAGACGUGGCGAAUUACGUUAUAAUCCGAAUGGUGACAUUCGAGAAGUACAUCAUAGCUCGUCGGGUCGAAAUGGACGCAUUCAUAAAAGUCUUUCUACUCGUGAUGUAUACGAUUCGGGUUCGGGUGUCAAUUAUGAUGGUGAUUAUCAUCGUUCAUCAUCCUAUCGUCGUAGUAGUCAACAAAGUGGCGGUCCAUUUAUUGAAUUUCCACCAACAUUACCACGUGAUCGUGAUGCACCAAUACCUCCACCACAUCGUACUAGAAUACCAUCCGAUGACUUCUACAAACCGAUCACCAAAAGUCGAAGUUAUGCAGAUUGGGAUGAAGGACGUGGUUUUUCACAGUCUAUUAGACGGCGUAAUGAAGAUAUGACUCGUUUGGAGAAUGAAUUUCGUGAUUCGCUAUUAAUGCCAUUACCAAAUAUGUCCAAUAACAGUGGUAAUAUGUAUGAACGUGAUCAUCGUCAUGAGCAAAUACCGGGUGGUUAUGAGACAUAUGAUCGGGAAAUUAAAAGUAGUAGUGGUCGUCGUAUUAAUAAAGAUGGAAAUCCUACUGAGUACAAGGAAGAAUCACAAGAAUGUAGUUACAAACGUGAAACAGAAUCAGAUCGUAGACGUUAGAAUUCAACGAAAC